Molecule: messenger RNA, 334 nt
Organism: Wasmannia auropunctata (little fire ant)
Lineage: Eukaryota; Metazoa; Arthropoda; Insecta; Hymenoptera; Formicidae
Product: fatty acid synthase-like
Exons: 1
Biological process (GO): fatty acid biosynthetic process
Molecular function (GO): fatty acid synthase activity
Source: RefSeq, a predicted model, not a curated record
ACACAUAUUUUUGCAUAUGUAUAUUUCGUAUCUCUUAGGCGUUUUGUCACCCACCGGUUAUUGCAGACCUUUUGAUGUAGCUGCAAAUGGUUAUUCGCGUGGUGAAACGGUGUCAGUGAUAUACCUUCAAAAGGCGAAGAAUGCGAAGAGGAUUUAUGCUAUAUGUCCGCAUAUUAAAUUAAACAGUGAUGGUUAUAAAGAAGAAGGAAUAACAUAUCCAUCGUCGUUUAUGCAAAGUACUUUACUAACAGAAUUUUACAAUGAAUGCGGAAUACCGACAUCUUGUUUGGAUUAUGUUGAAGCACAUGGUACCGCUACCAAAGCUGGCGAUCCC